UUUCGUUCCCAGCGCGUCGGGCUGCGUCUGGGUUUCACCGUUCAACCAAGAAAAAUAGAAAUUUGCGGGGUUGGUGCUCUCUCGCCAUUCCUGUGACUCAGAACACCAGAGAGGGAGAGAGAGAGAGAGAGGGAGGGAGGCCUCUCUGCCUCCGUGCUGCAAUCAUGGCAUUGACAGAUGGAGAUGCGAGUUCUUCUUCGUGCGACGGUGACGAUGAGUACCAGAAGUUUAUUCAGAAGAUGAACCCUCCAAGGAUCACUAUUGACAACACAUCGUCCGCAAACGCGACAGUUGUCCAUGUGGACAGUGCAAACAAGUAUGGGAUUCUUCUGGAGGUAGUGCAGGUUCUCACUGACCUUAAUCUCAUGGUCAAGAAAGCUUACAUAUCAUCUGACGGGGGAUGGUUCAUGGAUGUGUUCAAUGUGACGAAUCAAAAUGGGCAGAAGAUAAUGGACAAAUCUGUGCUGGAUGAGAUAGUGGAAUAUAUUCAUAAGUGUCUCGGCGCUGAUUCCUUCUUUUCUUCCUCAAAAGCGAGAUAUGUUGGAGUGGAGCCUUCCUCUGACUACACCUUGAUAGAGUUAACUGGAACUGACAGGCCUGGUCUGAUCUCAGAAGUGAGCGCGGUGCUCACUGAUCUGGAGUGCAAUGUGGUGAAUGCAGAGGUCUGGACUCAUAACAAACGAGCAGCCGCCGUGAUGCAGGUCACUGAUACUAAAACUGGGUUGGCAAUCUUAGAUACAGAACGGCUACGCAGAAUCAAGGAGCGGCUUCGCUAUGUGUUCAAAGGAAGCAACAGGAGCCAAGAUGCCAAGACAACGCUUACGAUGGGGAUAACCAACACAGAGCGGAGGCUGCACCAGAUGAUGCUUGAGGAUCGGGAUUACGGAAGGUACGAUAAGGAUAGGGCGAAUGUCAACCCGACACCAAUGGUCUCAGUCGUUAAUUGGCUCGAGAAAGGUUAUUCUGUGGUGACAGUUCGGUGCAAGGAUCGACCAAAGCUCCUCUUCGAUACAGUGUGCACCUUGACAGAUAUGCAAUAUGUGGUUUUCCAUGGGAGUGUGGACACCGAGGGCCCCGAAGCUUACCAGGAGUAUUACAUUCGGCAUAUUGAUGGGUCACCUGUCAACUCCGAGGCCGAGAGACAGCGAGUUAUCCAGUGUCUUGAAGCUGCUAUAGAGAGGAGAGUAUCCGAGGGCCUGCAGUUAGAACUGUCAACAGGCGAUAGAGUGGGACUGUUAUCAGAUGUAACACGGAUCUUCCGCGAGAAUGGCUUGACAGUCACGAGAGCGGAAGUGUCAACUAGGGAGAACAAAGCGAUCAACACUUUCUAUGUUCGCGACGCAGCAGGGAGAUCAGACGUCGAUCUGAAGACACUAGAAGCUAUACGCGAGGAGAUAGGACAGACGGUGCUUCAAGUAAAAGGGAACCCCGAUCACCUGAAACAACCCCCGCAAGAGUCGCCUACUAGGUUUCUCUUCAACAGUCUGUUCAGACCAAGGUCGCUGUACAGCCUAGGGGCGAUCAGGUCCUGAGCUCUGAAAAGUUACGUUCGAUCGACGACUACACAAGCAAUGCAUGCCCGUAGCACAUCUUAGGUUCGCAGUGGUGGUCUUAGGAAAGGCAGAGGAAACAAGGUGCGGCUGUGCUAGCAGAUCAUCAGAGGAAGAAGAAUUGGCUAAGCUGGCAUGUACAGAAGCAGCAGUUGGUGAACCAUCAUAGAAAGUUCUUUAGAAGCAAGAGCAUAGUUGUUUCAAUUACCCCCAAUCCAAUGUCAGUCUACAAAGUACCUAGGCUGAUUGUACUGAUGAAAACGGUGCUGGUUUCUAUCCAUCCAUGAUCCACCGGCCUACAUUCAUGUCCUAGUCAGUCCUCUCGCAGUAUAUGUGUCUCACCGCUGGAGCUGGAGCAGGAUGAGCAGUGACGGGUUGUGGUGUCUGUUGACUUGGCUUGCUUUGCCCCUUGGGGAUCUUUACGGGGUGUGUCCAAGGAGUAUCAGGACCGACGUUGAUGCUCGGUGUCGAAGACGACGACGGUGAUGGUGACGCCGCUGUCAUUUGCGCUGGGCGGCAAGCAUAUGGGGCAUAUGGGUGCCAGCUCGGCAGGGUCCUACGUGCAGGAAAAUGGAGUCCCCUCUCACCCUGCACUACUUGUUGGCCAAGGCGUACGGAUGUCCCCAUCAUGUUUUCCAACCUUUUGGUCCUGCCAUGUCAUGUCUCGUUGCCUAGUUCUAGUGGUAUUCCGUGUAUAUAUCUUUGCCUAGUUUUGUACAUAGUUGAAUGAUACGCCAUUUGAAGGAACGUUUGUGCGUCCAGAAAUGUUGUAAUGCAACCUCUGUUUCUGCGCUA
Molecule: messenger RNA, 2345 nt
Organism: Lolium rigidum
Lineage: Eukaryota; Viridiplantae; Streptophyta; Magnoliopsida; Poales; Poaceae
Product: ACT domain-containing protein ACR4-like
Exons: 8
Coding region: 165-1532 (455 amino acids)
Source: RefSeq, a predicted model, not a curated record